AUACUAAAUCUGAACCAUCAAAAGAUCCCAGUAACAAUGAUAGACCUUUUAUUACGCAAAAACCGGAUGGUUUUGCAAUAAGUCCUGACAAUGACCAAGAUAGCGAUAGUAAAUCUAAUUUUGGUUUUACAAAAGAACAAACCGAAAAACUUAAAGAAACUCAAGAAAAAUUUCUCUCUCUUACUGAUCCUAAUGCUUUAAAAUCAAAUUCCCAUCUAAACAUCACAAUAUGGGCUGAUCCUGAAAAUAGAGUAUUAACAAUUACUGAUAGUGGUAUAGGAAUGACUCGUCAACAACUUAAAGAAAAUUUAGGAACAAUUGCAAAAUCUGGUACUUCGGAAUUUUUAAGUGCUGUAGAAGAUAAAAAAGCUGAUAUGAAUUUAAUUGGUCAAUUUGGUGUCGGUUUUUAUUCGGUCUUUUUGGUGGCUGAUAAAGUUAUUGUUACCACAAAACAUAAUGAUGAUGAUCAAUAUAUUUGGGAAUCUCAAGCUAUUAAUGAUUUUACUAUUGCUAAAGAUCCUAGAGGAAAUACUUUGGGUCGUGGUACUCAAAUUAAAUUACAUCUUAAAGAUGAUGCCAUAUCAUUUCUUGAAGAUGCUUCUAUUCGUAACCUCAUUUUGAGAUAUUCCGAAUUUAUUAACUUUCCUAUUUGGUUAUGGACAAAAAGAUCUGAAACUAUUUCUCUUGAAGAUGAACCCCUCGAAAAAAGGGAUUCUGAUGAUGAAAAAUCAGAUUCUGAAGAACCAAAAAUUGAAGAUGCUUCUGAUGAUGAUGAUAAAAAAUCUGAACCUAAAACAAAAACAAUUGAAGUACCUGGUUGGGAACUUAUGAAUACUCAAAAACCUAUUUGGGCUCGUGAUCCAAAAAAUGUUUCUGAAAUAGAAUAUGAAAACUUUUAUAUGUCUUUUUCAAAGGAUAAUAGUGAAGUUGAUUUCAAGGCUAUUGUAUAUAUUCCGUCUAAAGCUCCUGAUAAUUUAUUUCAAAAAGUCCAAGAUUUUGCACGUAACGUUAAACUUUUUGUUAAACGUGUAUUCAUCACCGAUGAAUUUUUGGAUUUCGUUCCAAAAUACUUAGCUUUCAUAAAAGCUAUAAUUGAUGCUGAUGAUAUACCUUUGAAUGUUAGUAGAGAAACCUUACAACAUCAUAGAUCUCUCCAAUUAAUUAAAAAACGAAUUGUUAAAAAAACUUUGGAAUUAAUUGCUGAUUUAAAAAAUGAUGAUGUCAAAUAUACUAAAUUCCUUAAAGAGUUUGGAACAAGUUUAAAGGUUGGAGCUAUCGAAGACAAUGAAAACAGAAAGAAGAUCGCUCAUUUACUAAAAUUCCCAAGUUCUUAUAAAGGUUCAAAUUGGACUACUAUAGAUGAUUAUAUUAGUAGAAUGAAAAAGGGUCAGGAUAAAAUGUAUUUUAUCACUGGUUCUUCUGUUGAAGAAGUUGAAAAAUCACCUUUUAUCGAAGGUUUUGUGGCAAGAGGUUAUGAAGUCUUGUAUAUGGUUGAACCUAUUGAUGAAAUGUUGGUUCAACAUAUGCCUGGUCAUGGUGGUAAAAUGUUUCAAAAUAUCGCAAAGGGUAACAUCAAUCUUGGUGAUAAAGGCGAAAUUGAAUCAAUGGCUGAAUUGAAAUUCAAGUUUAUUAAAUUAACUGAGUGGAUGCAAACUAUACUUGCUGAUCAAGUCGAAAAAAAGAAUGAAUUCCUAAAAGAGUUCUAUGCAAAACAAAAGAAAAUUCUAGAAAUUAAUCCACAUCAUCCACUUAUGCUUGGAUUAUUGGAUAGAGUCGAAAAAGGCCAAACUGAUGAAACUACAAAAGAAUUAGUCCAGGUUUUAUAUGAAUCUACAUUAAUUAGAUCCGGUUAUGAUUUGAAAGAUAAUUUAAAAGUUUUAAGAAAGAAUUUAGGUAUAGAUCUUAAUGCCAAACCUGAAAUUGAUAUUGUACCAGCUGAAGAUGCUAAGAAAGAAGAAGAUUUGUUUAAUGAGUUGGAUCGUGAUGAACCCCCUGUCAAACCUUCAACUGAUGCUGAUGAUGACUCUACAGAUCCAACCAAGCCUUCAUAUAAUCAUGAUGAACUUUGA
Racocetra fulgida is the source of this 2069-nucleotide messenger RNA. Lineage: Eukaryota; Fungi; Glomeromycota; Glomeromycetes; Diversisporales; Gigasporaceae. The record is from the annotation of a GenBank genome assembly.